Molecule: messenger RNA, 1176 nt
Organism: Branchiostoma floridae (Florida lancelet)
Lineage: Eukaryota; Metazoa; Chordata; Leptocardii; Amphioxiformes; Branchiostomatidae
Exons: 3
Coding region: 149-565 (138 amino acids)
Source: RefSeq, a predicted model, not a curated record
AGGAAGUAUACGGGGUCAACAGCAUUUCAGACACAGUCUGCAGAGCACUUCAAUAAGGUACAGACACGAAAUCCAGCUACGCAGGGAAACCGCAACCUAACUGACGAAAUUUUUCCUGCACACUGAACUGUCUGGAAUUUCGACAAUUAUGACCAAGGAACGCAUCAACUGCCCAUCAGGAGUAAGCGUCUCCAACAUUGCCGCUGUCAUCCGCCAGGGGGUGUCUGACCGAGACAGGCUUCUCCUUCAGUACGCCAUCGACAAGAUCCUGAACCAUGCUGCCUGGGUCUGGCAGAACAGCGAGCUCACAGUCAUCGGAGAUGGCGGCAAGGAGUGGGUCUUCUACUGCGGCAGUCCUUCCAACCAGUUCGUGGUCUACCACGACGGGAAUGACACGCAAGCCAGCAAGUGGGCAAGCAAGGGAUGGAAGCUGUUUCUGCACGAGACGGCUAGCGACAUUUGGAGCUGGGCAAAGGGGAUGGCAGAGAAGUACGUCAUCGGCCGGUUUGACCGCAUGAUUGAUGCCGCCGCAAAGAUGGCAAUAGAAUGGUACAAGCUGGGCUGAUCACUGCGUACCGUGAUCAGAAAAAGGCGUGCACGCAACAUAUGUGAACAGUGAAGGAAUAAGUUUUCGUUACAUUCAACAUCCAUGUACUUAUAUUUGUCUUUAAGUGCCUGCGUUUGGACUAGUAUAUUCCUUAAUAUUUUUGCUUUCGGUGCCCGGUCAGACGGUGGAGAAUACGAUUUCUAUCAUGGUAGCUUAUUGGUGAAGAUAUUCUGAUCAUGAUCAUGAAUCAUAUCAGCGCACUGCCUACCACUCGGUUGACCUUAUAAUAGCCUCAUCCGCUCACAAAACAUGCGGUAGGAACAAUUACAGGUUUUAUUCAUACGUUUUGAUCAUACUAUUCUAUACUAUACAAACACGUCUUAAACUACAUUUCUAACAUCAAUAAAAGACGAGAGGAAGCCGAACAAAUGUAUAAGAGUAGCUGUACUGAUGCGUUUUACAUUAGUGUUAGAACUUAGAAGUCAUCUCAAUGUCACCAUGUGUACUUUAUUACGACCUUAAGAUUUUGUAUCUAGUUUAGUAGUCUAGUAUGCUUGAACGUAUUUGGCCCGAUAGGGCAUGAAUGUAUGAAAACGGGCAAUCUUUAUUCAGUUAUUGGUAUGAAAUAU